Condylostylus longicornis is the source of this 471-nucleotide messenger RNA. RefSeq names its product PI-actitoxin-Afv2a-like. Lineage: Eukaryota; Metazoa; Arthropoda; Insecta; Diptera; Dolichopodidae. The transcript is spliced from 2 exons. Gene Ontology annotation, molecular function: serine-type endopeptidase inhibitor activity. Bases 88 to 327 code for a protein of 79 amino acids. The record is from RefSeq and is a predicted model, not a curated record.
UUGAACAAAAUUUCUACUAAUAAAUUUAGUAUGAAAUUAUAAUUUGAUUUCAAUUGUAUUGUCAAUUUAAAUAAAAAAUAUUUAAAAAUGAAGUUAAUUUUCUCUUUAAUGGUAUUAUUACUUAGUGUUGUAUUAAUAAGUGCAGAUCCUCCAGAAAAUUGUUUGUUAGAACAUACUGUUGGUUAUGGAAGAGCUAGUAUACCUAGAUUCUAUUAUAGUGCCGAGAAACAAGAUUGUAUAUCUUUUAAAUGGGGUGGUGCUGAAAACGGUUCAAAUGGCAAUAGAUUUGAAACUUAUGACAAAUGUAUAGCUGAAUGUAAAGUUUAAUAAUAUGUUAUGACAAACAAGUGUUAUGAUAUAUGGUUUACAAAGGAUAUACGAAACAAAUUGAAUUUUUUAUCAUUGUGAAUAUGAAAUAAAUAAUUUUGUUGUUAUUGAUUAAAAAAAGAAAUUUCAAUAAAAUAUUACAUU